Pristis pectinata (smalltooth sawfish) is the source of this 3422-nucleotide messenger RNA. It is a transcript of the gene klc1b, whose product is annotated as kinesin light chain 1b. Gene Ontology annotation, molecular function: kinesin binding. Gene Ontology annotation, cellular component: kinesin complex; cytoplasm; membrane-bounded organelle. Lineage: Eukaryota; Metazoa; Chordata; Chondrichthyes; Rhinopristiformes; Pristidae. Gene Ontology annotation, biological process: microtubule-based movement. The record is from RefSeq and is a predicted model, not a curated record.
GGCCGCGGUGCCGCCUGGGAGCCGACCCUCCGCCCGCCACCUUGAGUUUAAAGGGAACAACAAGCGGAGUGAGGGAGCGCCCGGACCGAGGGAGGGAGCGCCCCGCGCCCGGAGACCCACACGUAGCGCUCGGCAGGCUCCCGCGACAUGUCCACCAUGGUUUACCCCAGGGACGAGAAGCUGGAAAAGCUGAGCCAGGAGGACAUCAUCGCCAACACCAAGCUGGUGAUGCAGGGGCUGGAGGCGCUGAGGAAUGAGCACAGCUCCAUCCUGCACAGCCUGGUGGAGACCAUCCGCUGUCUGAAGAAAGACGAGGAGGCCAACCUGGUGCACGAGAAGUCCAGUCUCAUCCGCAAGUCGGUGGAGAUGAUCGAGCUCGGCCUGGGAGAGGCCCAGGUGAUGAUGGCCCUGUCGAACCACCUGAACGCGGUGGAGGCGGAGAAGCAGAAGCUGCGGGCGCAGGUGCGGCGCCUGUGCCAGGAGAACCAGUGGCUGCGGGACGAGCUGGCAGGCACGCAGCAGAAGCUGCAGCGUAGCGAGCAGGCAUCGCGGCAGCUCGACGAGGAGAAGAAGCACCUCGAGUUCAUGAACCAGCUCAAGAAAUACGACGACGACACCUCCCCCUCGGAUGAGAAGGAGGGAGAGGCUUCGAGAGAUUCGCUGGAUGACCUGUUCCCCGAGGAGGAGGAGCACGGGCCUGGGGCAGCCUCACACGCCCACAGCAGCAGUGCAGUAGCAGCAGCGCAGCAGUGCGGUUACGAGAUCCCGGCGCGCCUGCGGACGCUGCACAACCUGGUGAUCCAGUACGCCUCGCAGGGGCGCUACGAGGUGGCUGUGCCGCUGUGCAAACAGGCGCUGGAGGACCUGGAGAAAACCUCGGGGCACGACCACCCCGACGUGGCCACCAUGCUCAACAUCCUGGCCCUGGUGUACAGGGACCAGAACAAGUACAAGGAGGCCGCACACCUCCUCAACGACGCUCUCAACAUCCGGGAGAAAACACUGGGCAAGGACCACCCAGCCGUGGCAGCCACCCUCAACAACCUGGCCGUUCUGCAUGGGAAGAGGGGCAAGUACAAGGAGGCCGAGCCCCUGUGUAAGAGGGCGCUGGAGAUCCGUGAGAAGGUGCUGGGCCGGGACCACCCUGACGUGGCGAAGCAGCUGAACAACCUGGCGCUGCUGUGCCAGAACCAGGGCAAGUACGAGGAGGUGGAGUACUACUACCGGCGCGCCCUCGACAUCUACCAGAGCCGCCUCGGCACCGACGACCCCAACGUCGCCAAGACCAAGAACAACCUGGCCUCCUGCUACCUGAAGCAGGGCAAGUACAAGGAGGCGGAGACGCUGUACAAGGACAUCCUGACCCGCGCCCAUGAGAAGGAGUUUGGAUCCGUCAACGGGGAGAACAAACCCAUCUGGAUGCACGCAGAGGAGCGGGAGCAGCUCAGCAAGGCCCGGCACAAGGACAGUGCUCCCUACGCUGAGUACGGCGGCUGGUACAAGGCCUGCAAGGUCAACAGCCCGACAGUCAACACCACGCUGAGGAACCUCGGAGCCCUGUACCGGCGUCAGGGCAAGCUGGAGGCUGCCGAGACCCUGGAGGAGUGUGCCACCCGUUCUCGCAGACAGGGUCUGGACCCCAUUCACCAGACCCGCGUGGUGGAGAUCCUGAAGGAUGGUGAAACGGUGGAACGCCGGCGCAGCCUGGUGGCCAAUCCGGUGAAAUACGAGGGCGGCUCGGAGGGCAGCGAGGAGGUCAGCGUUGGAGUGGAGUGGACCGGGGACGGCAGUGGCUCCCUGCGGAGGAGUGGCUCCUUUGGGAAGAUCCGGGAUGUCCUGAAGCGAAGCAGCGAGAUGCUGGUGAAGAAACUGCAAGGGAACAGUCCGCCUGAGCCCAAGAACCCCAGCAUGAAGCGGGCAUCCUCCCUCAACUACCUGAACCGCACCAACGACGAGCUCUUCCAGGCCUCGAGUAACCUGGCCGAGUCGAGGGGUCUGAGCGCCAGUAACGUCGACCUGUCCCAUCGCCACUCCCUCCUGGGGCAGAACUAGGUGGGGGGGGGGUGGGGGAGGGGGCAGGCAGCCUGACGGGGAGGGAGUCAGCCCCCACCUUUACCCACACCCACCCACCCGACCCCUCACCUGUAACCCUGUGACCAUGGGUUCCCCCGGGGGGCUCCAGUUCCUUCCCACAUCCCAACCACGUGCGGGGUCACUGGGGUAAUCACCCCCCCCCCCCGUGUGUGGGUGAGGGGGAGAACCUGGGGGGAGUGGGUGGGGGCAGUGGGUUCGAGGGGAAAUGAGUGGGGAAGCUCUGAGCCAGCAUGGACAAUGAGCAGAAUGGCCUCAGCCUGUGCCGCAAGGACAUGUGUCCCACCCCCUGUGUGAGGGGGUAGGGGGUCAGAGCUGGGGGUGCCAGUGGGACUGACAGAGGGCUCUGUGAGCUGGCAGGGAGCUCUCUCACUCCCAGGGGGAAGCUCCCUCACCCUCAAGGGAAACUCCCUCACCCUCAGGGGAAGCUCCCUCACUCCCCAGGGCCUGCACCUCACAGUCACUAGCCUCCAGUUCCUCGCCCUGUCACUGGGACACCAGUGUGGGGUCUGGUGCCCACUCACAGACCCCGGCCACGGGCUGCCCCACCACCCGAUACCAACAGGGAUGAUGCCCGUGCUGCAGGAGGGCCACUCGGCCCGCGUUUCCCUGCAGCCCCUUCAUCCCGUUCCCUUCCCCCUUCCCCUCGGCCCCCUCCCCUGGGUUCUGGAGCUGACACUCGGCCCGUGUGUCUGUGGGAGGGAGGGGCCACUGCCUGCCCCUCACGGUCUGGGUCUGGGUCUGGUGCUCCAGCCUGCUGCUGCCGUCUGAUGUUCAGACACGUUUGACACUACAGUGAGCUGCCUUCCCCGAGCUGACCCUCGCCUGACACCCCGUGAACAGUUACCUCCAACGCAGGCCUGUGUUUACACCAGCCUAGCCCACGUACAGUCGCACACAGUCUGACCCUGGCUGGUGCACAGACCUGCAUCUCAGUCACUGCAGAGCGAUGUGACUGUGCCUGGCACCCAGCCCGGCUGCUGAGCCAGUGGGUAACCAGGGAGUGUGUGCUAUUUCCCGUAGUCGUAGACCAAGUGAAUGAACCUGAUUUAAGUAUUUCCAAGGCAAUCCCUGUGUCCGGAUAUACUCAGCAGGCCAGGCAGCGUCCGUGGGGAAAAAGUCAACGUUUCUGGUGGAUGGACUCGUGCGCAGGGGUCACAGACCUGGAAUGUGCACGCUGCUCCCCUCCCCCCAGAAGCUGCCUGACCUGCUCACCGGUCCGCUGCUGCUUCUGCCUUCCAGUGUCUGCAGAUGUUUGCUCUGGGUCGCAGUGCUUCUCUGAUGCAGCCUUCUGUCUGCUUCCUUCAAUAAAGUUUGAUUUGAAAGGAGAA